Molecule: messenger RNA, 873 nt
Organism: Aspergillus sclerotioniger CBS 115572
Lineage: Eukaryota; Fungi; Ascomycota; Eurotiomycetes; Eurotiales; Aspergillaceae
Product: DUF1115 domain protein
Exons: 1
Coding region: 1-873 (290 amino acids)
Source: RefSeq, a predicted model, not a curated record
AUGGCGCACGAACAAUCAUCCCUCCUGCCGGCGGACAUGCUGGAAUCCCAGCUGUCCACCAUUGAUCUCCUCAUGGCCAUGUUUCCCAACCCAGGCGAGUUGGAGAUCCCUGCCUCGACAUCUCAGUGCGUGGAAAAGCUCCGGGACUGGUGUCAGGCUCCAGCGGGAGUGCCCUCGGGCAUCCCGUCAAGUAUCCUGCUCGCGGUGUGUUUGCCCCUGGCAGACGGAGAGAAGACCAUCCAGGUCAAUAUCUCGAUCCCACUGCACAGCUCGGAUCCCGUACCGGAACAGCCACCUCCGCCCAGUUAUACGCUUCGACAGCCCGAUUGGAUGUCUAAAGCUGAGGUCGCGACGCUGGCCGCCGCCAUGCCUCAAGAUGACGUGUUCGAGGCAUUUGAGUACGUUCGAGAAGAAGCCACGCGCUUUCUGGAAGCCCAGCAGGCCUCGGCACCGGACGCAACUGCAGGUGGCUCGGGAUCCAUUGUGCGGGUGUGGUUCUAUUUCCCCUCUCUGUCGACUCGCAAGAAGCGUGAUGAUCUCGUCAACCAUGCCGCGGGGUACGCGCUCACGGGCUUUGUGUUGGCGGGCAAGCCGGGCGUGCUGUGCCUCGAAGGAGGGUCGACCGACAUUGACGACUAUAUGAGCUUCAUUAAGACCUACUCGUGGGGUGACAUUCCCAGUCAUCAGAAAAAGGUCAGCGAGCGAUUUCGCGAGACGGAAGGGGUACAAAGAGUCUUCUCGGGCAUGGAAGAGAUCACGGACUCGCUGGGGGAACGAAGUGGGCAGCGAGCUAAUCGAGGGGACAUGCAGGCGCUGGAGGCCUGGCUGCGGGCCCGCGGAUUGCAGGAGGCUUUUGAACAGGUGAUCUUCUAG